Funneliformis geosporum is the source of this 990-nucleotide messenger RNA. The record is from the annotation of a GenBank genome assembly. Lineage: Eukaryota; Fungi; Glomeromycota; Glomeromycetes; Glomerales; Glomeraceae.
AUGUUAUUAGGGUUUCUUGUUUGUGUAUUUUGCGUUGUUUAUUUCACUCAACGAUGGGUACAUACGCGAAAGAAAGUGAAAUCUUCCUUGAUUCCGAUCGCCGUGAACUUUCACUUUACUCGUAAAUGCAAUUAUGAAUGUGGAUUUUGUUACCAUACCGCUAAAACUUCCGAUAAACCAACGAUGAUAGACGCCAAGUUCGCCCUGAGGAAACUAAAAGAUGGAGGGAUGCGUAAGCUCAAUUUCGCUGGUGGUGAACCGUUUCUCUAUCCAAAUUAUCUCGGAGAACUCGUACGCUUCUGUAAGCAGGACCUAGGCCUUGAGUCGGUGUCCAUUGUGACGAAUGGGAGUAAGGUGAAACGUGAUUGGUUCAUUCGUUAUGCCGAGAACCUUGACAUCAUGGCGGUCUCUUGCGAUUCUUUUAAUAAGGAUACCAAUGUACUUAUAGGUCGAGGUAAAGAAGGUUUGCACCUCGAAGCCGUACAAGAAGUUUCUUCUCUCUGUAGAGAAUUUCGUGUCAAGUUCAAGGUCAACACCGUGGUAUGUCGCUAUAAUUGGCAGGAGGACAUGAAUCAUGACAUAUCCAUGCUGCAACCGUUUCGAUGGAAAUGUUUUCAGGUUUUGAUCGUACCUGGAGAAAACACAGGGACUGACGGUACUUUGAAAAACGCGACAAAAUUUCAAAUAAGCAGCACGGAAUUCGAGGCCUUCACAAGUCGACACGAGAAAGUUCAUGGAAAACGACUCGUUCCCGAACCAAACAAUCUGAUGCGUCACUCGUAUUUAAUGAUUGACGAGCACUUGCGAUUUUAUGCAUCAGGAAAAACUCCUUCUGAACGUACGUUACUUGACACAGACCUUCAAACUUUGCUCAAGGAUGCUGGAUGGGACGAAACAAAUUUCUUUAAAAGAGGUGGUGUGUAUGAUUGGUCGCGUAAUCCCAACACGACUCCAUGUAGCAACGUGAAUGAUAAAAAAUUGGAUUGGUAA